Molecule: messenger RNA, 819 nt
Organism: Condylostylus longicornis
Lineage: Eukaryota; Metazoa; Arthropoda; Insecta; Diptera; Dolichopodidae
Product: trypsin-3-like
Exons: 4
Coding region: 1-819 (272 amino acids)
Biological process (GO): proteolysis
Molecular function (GO): serine-type endopeptidase activity
Source: RefSeq, a predicted model, not a curated record
AUGUGGAAAAAAUUAUUAUUGGUUUUAUUUUUCGUAGAAAAUUGCUUAGGUUCUCCGGAAGAGGAAGAUCGUAUUGUUGGGGGUAGUUCUCUAAGUAUUGAGUUUCGAAAAUAUCAGGUUGCAGUUUUACCAGGAGAUUUUGUUUGUGGCGGAGCUUUGAUUAAGCUGGAUUGUGUUCUGACUGCAGCACAUUGUGUUAAUAACUUUGCACCAAAUGAAAUAACUGUAAGAGCAGGAUCAAAUUUUGCACAAAGCGGUGGCCAAAUACAAUUGGUGACAAAAAAAAUUGUUCACCCAAAUUAUGUCACAUCCAGCACAGGAUAUGAUAUUUCAUUAUUAAAAUUGAGAGAAGAAUUCACAGAAUCAUCCUAUAUUGGUGUAAUUAACUUAGUAUCAACAAUGCCAGAUGUGGGUUCACCAAUUAUUGUUUCUGGGUAUGGUCUUUUGAGUGAAGAUGCAGCAUUUAGACGCGUAUAUCUUCAAUCUGUGAAUGUAGCAAUUCUUAGUACUUCAAAAUGUAAUACUUCGUAUCAAGGGUUGAUAACAGAUACGAUGUUCUGCGCUGGUGUUAUUGGCGGUGGAAAAGAUGCCUGUCAAGGUGAUUCUGGUGGUCCAGCUACUUUUAACGAUGAAUUAGUUGGUAUAAUUUCAUUCGGCAAAGGCUGUGCUGAAGAAUAUUACCCUGGCGUUUACACAAAAAUUACUGCUUUCGUAGAUUGGAUCAAUAAAAAAUUAACCGGCUUGGGAUCUGCAAAAGUUUUUACAUUAUGUUUUUCUGAAGCAGUCAAUGUUGUAAAAUUUGUUUUAGAAGUUGCAUAA